GGCCGCACCGGAAGUGGCUGCGGAUCGGCGCGGAUGGCAGUGGCAGCGAUGACGGCGGCGGCAGCGGCCUCCGGAGGGGCAGGGGCGGCCCGCUCCCUCUCCCGCUUCCGAGGCUGCCUGGCUGGCGCGCUGCUCGGGGACUGCGUGGGCGCCGUCUACGAGGCGCGCGACACGGUCGACCUGACGUCAGUCCUGCGUCAGGUCCAGGACCUGGAGCCGGACCCCGGAUCGGCGGGGAGCCCGCGGACAGAAGCACUGUGCUACACAGACGACACAGCCAUGGCCAAGGCGCUGGUGCAGUCCCUGCUGGCCAAAGAGGCUUUCGACGAGGUGGACAUGGCUCACAGGUUUGCUCAGGAGUACAAGAAAGACCCAGACCGGGGUUAUGGUGCUGGAGUGAUCACUGUCUUCCGGAAGCUCCUGAAUCCCAAGUGCCGUGAUGUCUUUGAGCCUGCCCGGGCCCAGUUUAACGGCAAGGGCUCCUACGGCAACGGAGGUGCCAUGCGGGUGGCCGGCAUCUCCCUGGCCUAUAACAGCGUCCAGGAUGUGCAGAAGUUUGCCCGGCUCUCAGCCCAGCUGACACACGCCUCCUCCCUGGGAUACAAUGGUGCCAUCCUGCAGGCCCUGGCUGUGCAUCUGGCUUUGCAGGGUGAGUCGUCCAGUGAGCACUUCCUGGAACAACUCUUGGGCCACAUGGAGGAGCUGGAGAGUGAUGCCCAGUCCAAGUCGGAUGCCAGGGAGUUGGGCAUGGAGGAGUGUCCAUACUCCAGCCGACUGAAGAAGAUUGGAGAGCUUCUAGAGCAGGACUCGGUGACCAGAGAGGAGGUGGUGUCUGAGCUAGGGAAUGGCAUUGCUGCCUUUGAAUCUGUGCCCACCGCCAUCUACUGCUUCCUGCGCUGCAUGGAGCCUGACCCCGAGAUCCCCUCUGCCUUCAAUAACCUCCAAAGGACUCUCAUCUAUUCCAUCUCACUUGGUGGGGACACAGACACCAUUGCCACCAUGGCUGGGGCCAUUGCCGGUGCCUACUAUGGAAUGGAACAGGUGCCAGAGAGCUGGCAGCAGAGCUGUGAGGGCUAUGAGGAGACAGACGUCCUGGCCCAGAGCCUGCACCGGGUCUUCCAGAAGAGUCUGUGAGGGCCGCAGCUGCCGGGGCUCUACCACCGUGUCCAGCAGGAACAACUACACCUCAGAUUGGAAACCCUGGGCUUCCUCAGGCUUGGCUCCCUGCCUCGGUCUUCCUGCGCUCUGGGCGGAGUGCACCGCCGGGGCUGGGCUCUCCACUGGAACAGUGAGGGAGGAGCCGCUGCCUUCUGGCUCCGGGUUCCUGGCUUCUGCGGAGCCUCAGGUGCUCCCCGGCUCCUCAUUCAGAUGUGAGGGACCAGGAAGGUUUUAUUGUGAAUUGGUGCCUGUGCUGUUUUCCUUCAUUAUCUAGGACUUAGGAUGUGGGGAGGUGGAGACGAUCCACAGUAGCCUCAUUCCUCCUCGUCGGGAUUUAGCCACUCUGCCAGAAAGCCUGUCUUUGUGCUGUGCGGGGACCCCCAAGCACCGAGUUUGUAUGGAUCGGGGAGGUGGGCACGUGACUAGCUGAUCCACAUACACACCUGGCCCUUGGCUCUCUUGUUAACAGCUUCCAGAGGAAGUCACAGAGCAAUAAAGAGUUUUUGGUAAAUCCCA
Messenger RNA from Sus scrofa (pig), 1674 nucleotides. It is a transcript of the gene ADPRS, whose product is annotated as ADP-ribosylserine hydrolase. The record is from RefSeq and is a predicted model, not a curated record. Lineage: Eukaryota; Metazoa; Chordata; Mammalia; Artiodactyla; Suidae. Gene Ontology annotation, cellular component: nucleus; mitochondrion.